Messenger RNA from Quercus robur (English oak), 618 nucleotides. RefSeq lists its product as uncharacterized. Lineage: Eukaryota; Viridiplantae; Streptophyta; Magnoliopsida; Fagales; Fagaceae. The coding region runs from base 27 to 578 and encodes 183 amino acids. The record is from RefSeq and is a predicted model, not a curated record. The transcript is spliced from 2 exons.
AUGGGAAACUUAGGGAUUAUGCAGAGAUGAUAAGAUUGACUGAUAAAGGAAGUAGGGUUAUUUUGCAAACUGAAAUGGAAGAUGAAAAUGCACAGCCGAAAUUUAAGAGAAUGUAUAUUAGGUAUAAUGCACAAAAACUUGGGUUUUUGGGAGGUUGUAAACCAAUUAUUGGUUUAGAUGGGUGCCACUUGAAAGGCAGAUUUGGGGGGCAAAUACUUUCUGCCAUAGCUAGAGAUGCAAAUGACAAUAUUUUCCCAGUUGCAUUUGCUGUUGUUGAGCAAGAAAACAAAGAUUCAUGGGUAUGGUUUCUGCAGCAGUUUUCAAAUGACAUUGGGGAUCCACAGCAACUUAAUCUGGUCUUCAUCAGUGACAGACAAAAGGGCCUUAUACCUGCAAUUGAGAUGCUGUUCCCAACUUGUGAGCAUAGAUAUUGUGUGAAGCAUAUCUAUAAUAAUUUCAAAGUGGAUCAUAAGGGCUUGGAGUUGAAGGAUGCACUGUGGAGAUGUGCUGGAGCCAUAACAGUGAGGGAGUUUGAAAGAAGAAUGCAGGAAAUGAAGGAUUUGGAUGUCAAGGCAUGAGAGUAUCUUGUUGACAUCAACCCUGCACAAUGGUCUAAGU